Toxorhynchites rutilus septentrionalis is the source of this 5471-nucleotide messenger RNA. RefSeq lists its product as uncharacterized. Gene Ontology annotation, biological process: apoptotic process involved in development; phosphatidylserine exposure on apoptotic cell surface; engulfment of apoptotic cell. The record is from RefSeq and is a predicted model, not a curated record. The coding region runs from base 1018 to 4329 and encodes 1103 amino acids. NCBI's taxonomy places the organism in Eukaryota, Metazoa, Arthropoda, Insecta, Diptera, Culicidae. Gene Ontology annotation, cellular component: plasma membrane. The transcript has 7 exons.
CUGUCCGUGUAGUAGUUGCGCACGGAUGGAAUGAGCCAGAUGUUGCCUGGCAGUAAAAAGUCUUCGAUUGGUGUGUAAAGUGUAUAUUUCCGGAUUCAAAAUAUGUUUCGCGUUCAGGGAAAAACACAAGAAUAGUUUUGUGCUAAUUUCCGCGAAAAAAUAAGCAUGGUUAAAGGUAGAAAACGACGAAAAAUUGGCUGAAUUUUUGAAGGAUCGCUGGAUUCGAGCAGCAACAACACACACAGACGGAGCCGUAGAUUGUGGAGUAAAGAGAACGGAACCAACACAAGUCUUAUUGGGGUCCGGAGUAGCAGUGAUAGCGUGUGUGAAAGAGCAUCCGUUUGUUUAUGUGAAAUUGUUGGAAUUCCUUCGCCCAAUCCUCUAUGCUCUCAUGCUGCUGCCGAUGACGAUCCCGGUGUGUUGUUAUUCUGUUCGGUCCGCUUGAGGGUUUAGCACGUAUUUGGCGAGGUAUUGAUAUGUUUUACUAUUGCUGUGGAUCGUGCGCGAGAGGGGCUGAGGAAAAUAUUUCGUUACGAUGAGAUGAGGGAAGGAAAUUCGCAUUUCUCCCCGUAAGUGACCAGUAGCAUUGACCGGGCGCACUGUCGCCGAUCAAUUGUGUGGUGACUGCUUUAAUUGUUUAUCGUGAAAUGAUGGUUAGUUAUUAAUUAAAGUGGAUUCGAACCAAUGUGAAGCAUAUUGACGAAAUUUAGCGGUUCUUUGUUUGAACAGCAUGUGUUGUGUGUACAGAAUGUAGUUACAGAGAAGAGUACGGUACAAACUAGUGCAGCGAUAUUUAUUGAUACAGUGUCGUUCAGGAGUAUUGUGCACAUUUUUCGAAGCAGAAUUCGUUGAAUUAUUGUUGAUAUUUGUUUUCAACGCUAUGAUUCAGGAAUUGUGUUCAAAUAGAACGUCUUCGAUGAUGCGAUGACUGCAUCGCUAUUCAUCUGUUACAAAUUCUCGAAAGGUAUCGAGGUGCUAUUGCGCUAGGCAUGAAUUAGAAAAUUACACAUUCGAAGGAUGGCCGAAUUCCUACCACUCUGUGAUGUCCUGUUCAAUGUGAUCUCGCUGGCCGGCUACUUUUGCGACGUAGUGUUCGACAUCGUGCUCGGUUACGCACUAUACGAGCGACAGAAGUUCGCUUACUUUACCGCUGUUAUCGUUAUCGUCAGUUUCUCCCUCAUCAUCUCGCAGGUCGUUUCCGUACGAUGGUACCUGAACAAACGGAAGCUGAGAAGUUCUUCAACGGCAACUGCCGGGCCACCGCCGGAUAGUCCGGAAAAUAGUUUAGAGAAACGAAAGAAACAGGUGCCUGUAGAGAAAUUGACAAAAACCGCCAAAUACAGCCGCUACGUUGUCCUAGCGCUACACGCCACCCAACUAGGCGUUCUUUGGCGAUAUGCCAAACUUUUUGUGCCAGUGGAUCUGCGCCAUGUAAAACACGAGGUACGCGAUCUAUGUAUGUUACGGUUGGUGCACGCCUUCUGCGAAGCAGCUCCAAUGCUGCUACUGCAGCUAUAUGUGCUUGUCAACCUUCAGCACGAGAAUCAUCUCAGCGCACUGAAGCUCAGGGCUUUGGCCAGCGGGCAUCAUCUGUCCAGCACGGCGCUGGUACAACAGGCAAAUCUCGCAGAGCAGCAGCAGAAAACUUUUCGCGAUCUCAAUAUGGUUUCGGCGACGCUCUCGCUGUUCAGUGUGUGCUGGGCUUUGGCCAGUUUCAGCAAGAAUGUCCGCCUGCAAAACGUACACCGACUGGUGCUGACCUGGUUGGGAGUGAUCUUCCAGUUUCUCUGGCGUCUGGGUACCGUGAUAUCGAGGGUGAUAUCACUGACCGUCUACGCAUCAGUGUAUAGUCACUGGGUUUUCCUCGUGAUAAUUUUACACUGGUUUUCCAUGUUUCUGUGGCUUAUCUCACCAAAGAACGUCUUCCAUGGAGAACGAAUAUCCCGGCUGAAAAAGGUGAUGCUGGGCGGUUUGAUCGCGUUCGUGUAUAUUUUCGCAUAUAUCAAUCUGCAGGAAGUGCGGCAUCGACAAAAGAUGCUCACCUUCUACGUGGUUAUGUUUAUGGAGAAUUGUUUGCUAGUGUGUCUCUGGAUGGUUGGCAUCUGGCAUAGUCGCCCAGAGGGAUGGUAUACCGUACCUAUCUCAGUGUUAAGUAGCUUUGCCGUGGGUUUAUUCUUCAUGGUUGUGUAUUAUCGCUACUUUCACGUGCGACGGCUCGGUUACGAAGCCGGAGGACGAGCACCGUGUGAAGAGGUUGAGAAUAAAUGUGGACACUGUAAUGAAGCCUGUCGUUGUCUGGAAAGCUCGGAGCAUCUAGAGAUUGGUAAAGCCUAUGGAGGCUGUGGUGCGCAAAAAUAUCCGCACGCCAUUCCAGGGGUGUUCAAUUGUCGCUUUUCGAACCCGGUGAAUGCUGCCACCAAACGAAAAAAGAAGAAACCGACAACAUUUGUGCCCCCACCUGCUCUGGCGAUUCAAACCGGUGGAACAGAUCAAGCGGCAGCAAUCGGGCCAAUGGCAAUACCAUUUUGGCGAAGACCAUUACCAAGAUCGCACACGGGAGGAUCCAGCGAAAAUGAGGGAAGCAGCGUCGGUUCGAGGGUAAACAUUCAGCAAAAGUUGCAAGAGAAGAAACAGAAGCAGUUGGCUGAGUUGAAAAUAAUUGAGGAAGAGAUUAAACAGGGUAAAUUGGGAGGCCCUGGAACGGGAACGCUUAGCUCUGGUGAUGAUGGGAAAGCCACCUUACCGAGACAGCCGAUUCCUCGCGUGAAAAAGCAUAUCGAUAUUGACCCCAUGGAAUGGAGACCUUCGAGCCCCGACAUGGCAGAGAUUACUGUUGAAAAAUCAUUCAAUGAUCUCAAUCUGCUGCUGGCAGCGAAUUUAGACGAUGUAAAUAAUUUAAACAAAUUCAACUCCAACUAUGAUCCAAUCUACAACAGCUUUGGGCUAAACGGUAUAAACAUCUCAACGUUGGUGAACAUGAAGAACGCCGAAACACAACAAGCUUCUGUCAACAAUAGAAAUAUGUCCCCAAUAUCGUCUCAAAUAUCCGCCACGGAAAGCAACUCGCUCACGAGGCAAGUCCACCCGCGGUCAAAAAUACUGCCAAACAAUGUGCCAAGAAAUCCCUUCGAGAAUUACCGAGGGAACUUUGUUAAUCUAUAUGCGGACGCUGCGGCUAACAACAACCGGCCGCCUUCCAUUAGCCCCCGAACAACGGAGAUAGCGACAUCGAACCGGGCGGUGCUCUAUGACAACCACAGCCGGUUGUACAUGGAAGCUAGUCAUCCGCGGCAGAUUUCGGGGACAUACAGCAGUAUCGAGAAUGCAGGUACCGAGAAUUUGCCGUUCCCGUACAAUGUGAUUCCCCCGCCUCGGAGUAAACUGGACAGUCGAGCAACGCCAACAAUGUCUAACAAUCCAAGUGCAACCAAUACGGGCAGCAGUAGUGGGAACAAUAAUUCCAGUAACAAUGCUUCCGGUGCCGUUCCCGCUUCGGCCAUCAAUAAUCUUAACAAUACCAAACGACAAAUGCAAAGGGCCAAAACGCCGGAGAUUCUGCUGGCGCCACACUAUUUGGAAAACUCGCGAAUAUAUUAUGAUUGGGUGGCAAGGGAGGCGGCUAAUUUAAGACUCCAGGAAGCUGAACGCAAUCAGUCGGUGGUGAGUAGCGGUGACGAGAACCUAGACAAUAGUGCCGUUGACGAUGGAAACAACCUACAUCGUGUUCCAUCGGACAUUGACAGUCAGGUUUCUUUGCCCCGCUCCUACACGCUACCCCGCGAGUUCAAAUAUUAUCGACGGAACAAGGGCCGGAAGGUGAUAAAAAAUGAACACUUCAUCGCAAGCACUAACAGCAGCGAUGGCGAUGUGGACAGUGGGGAUGACAACGAAUCGGAGCAUCACUCGAAUGUUUCCAACAAUUCUCAACAGCGGCUGAAGAAUGCCACACCCAACUCGAACCUUGGUGCGGCACAAAAGCUACACAAUUUAAAUAAAACCUCAGCGAACGUCCACUAUGGUCAAAGCAGUUCCCCAAAUGCCACGCUGUUACCCAAUGGAGGUGGAUCCGCGGUGGUUUCAGUAGCCAAUUCGAGACAAACACUAAACGCAACCCCCCAAAAUCUGCACAUGGUCAACGGUUACGGGAAUAACCUGAUGACGUCAAACAGUGCAAAGCAGGUCCAUAGUCUGGAUUUGAUCAAUGGCGUUGACAGUGCGGCUGGUGGGUGUGCUGCUGCUGGUGGACCAAUGUCUUACAACAGCAGACCAAUGCGGUUGCGAAUGUAUGGUGCCAAGAACGGAAUGGUGCGCCACGAAACCAAGUUAUGAUUUUGACGUUAGUUUGGAUGUACAGAUAAUUUAUAUUGCUCUAAGAACUAAUUGAAAAGUUAUCUCCAGUAAAAAAAUACGUUGUAACUUGUGAUAUAAUUUUAACUCUUCUCAUAUUGAAGUUUUUGUUGCCUAUAUGAUAAGUAAUUACGAUACAGAAUUGAAGACUGCGGUUUAUAAAGGAUAUUCUACUAGUGUAGAUUUUAAUCAACAAAAAUGUUAUUUACUAACGAUUCGAAUUUUACCUUUAUGUGUAAUUUAUGUGAAAUAAUGUAGGCGAUAUUUUUUUUAUAAUAAAUUGUGCACAAUACUUUUUCUGUUUUCAAACAUUUAUUUAUAUUUUAAUUUCUCUUUGUUUGUGGAGGCUUAAUAUUUGUUGUUUCAUGGCAAAACAUUCAGCUCAUGAGCUAAGGAGUACCUUAGCCUAAGGACCUACUAUCCGGCCGGAUACCGGAUAUUACAAAAAAAAAUCUAUAAAUUCUCACUAACACAAGAUAAAUAUAUUUUUUUCCAAAUAAAUUAAUACUAACUUAUAACAUUAAUUCAUUAACAUUAUUUCUUUUAUUAUGAAUUUUUAACCGAUCGAUUAUACUUUAUUUCGUACACUAGGCCAACUUCAGAGAACAGUCUUUCUUUGUAAACACUACUGUAAAGAGCUGAAAGAUAAACUCUAUCAAAUCUUGCCAAUUUGGGUACUUCUUAGAGUUUAAUGCCUACCGAACGUAAGAAACGUUUGAAAUGUUUUCGAAUAACACUCGAUUUCGUUAGCAAUGAGAUUUUUUUUUGUUUUUCAGGUGGAAUGAACAAGUUUUUAAAACUAAAAUUAUGAAUGAAAAUUAAUUUUUCCGUAUCUAAUUAAUAUUCUAUUAAAAUGAAAAACACUCUUUUGUAGUUGGUGAAAAAAAGUCACAGGAGGGUUGUGUCCGAGACACGACCGCAUAAUUGACGUAGGAUUCCGUUAGAUUAUCUGUUGAUUUUGGAUAAUUACAUCGUUAAACUUUUUGAUAAUGAUUAGGUGGACCUGAAAAGGGCCGUUUUGUUUGGUUGUUGGGUAUUUGUUCAUUCCACCAGUGUUUAAUGGGUGAUGAUGACAGAAGGAUGAUAAACAGUCGUUGGAUGGUGCGUAUCAGAUAAAGGAUACC